AUGGAAGACGGCGAAAUAGAGGAAGGAAUGAUGACGGCGGAGGAACUUCCGAGGUCGGAGAUAGCGACGGAGACUAUCGCACCGCCGCGUAAGGCGGAGAAAUCUCCACUCGAGUUACUUCGAGAGAGCAAAACCUCCGUGGAAGAAAUCGUCGCGAGGAUGCUCUCCAUCAAAAAAGAAGGAAACCAUAAAUCCGAGAUUCGAGAACUCCUCACACAGAUGUUCCUCAACUUCGUUAAUCUUCGUCAGGCGAAUCGUUCGAUUCUCACGGAGGAAGACAAAGUGAAGGCGGAGACGGAACGAGCAAAGGCUCCAGUCGAUUUCACGACAUUGCAAUUACACAAUCUCAUGUACGAGAAGAGCCAUUACGUUAAAGCUAUAAAAGCUUGUAGAGAUUUCAAGUCUAAGUAUCCAGACAUUGAUCUCGUAUCGGAAGAAGAUUUCUUCAAGGAUGCUCCUGAAGCUAUCAAGGAUCAGUCUCUCUCAAGUGAUAGCUCUCAUGUUCUAAUGCCAAAGAGGCUCAAUUUUGAGCUUCAUCAGCGGAAAGAAUUGUGUAAGCAUCGAGCAAGAUUGGAACAACAGAAGAAGAGUUUACUAGAAACCAUUGCAGAGCGUAAGAAGUUUUUGUCAAGUCUUCCUCUACACCUCAAGAGUCUAAAGAAAGCAUCGCUUCCGGUGCAGAACCAGUUGGGUAUGCAGCACACAAAGAAACUGAAACAGCAUAAUCUAGCUGAGCUGCUUCCYCCUCCUCUUUAUGUAAUAUACUCACAGCUCUUGGCACAAAAGGAAGCUUUUGACGAGAGCAUUGAUUUGGAGGUAGUUGGGAGCCUUAAGGAUGCUCAAGCCUAUGCUCGACAACAAUCAAAAAAGGAUUCGGGUGUGUCUAGUCAUACAGAGAGUUCUAGGUUGGAGGAUGAUGGACCUGAUGAUGAUGACGAUGGACAAAGGAGAAGAAAGCGGCCGAAGAAACUUACUAGCAAAGAAGGUUCUGACAAGGCAGGAUUAUAUCAAGUCCACCCUCUCAAAAUUGUCCUUCACAUAUAUGAUGAUGAGAUUCCCGAGACGAAAUCGCUUAAACUUGUCAUUCUCAAGUUUGAGUACUUGCUGAAGUUGAAUGUUGUAUGUGUUGGCGCUGAAGGCUCUCAAGAUGGACCUGAGGAAAAUAUCUUUUGUAACUUAUUCCCAGAUGACGCUGGACUUGAGCCUCCUCAACAGUCGACCAAACUCAUCCUUGGUGAUGGUCAGGCAUUUGAUGAGACCCGAACUUCAAGGCCUUAUAAAUGGGUACAACAUUUGGCUGCGAUUGAUAUUUUACCAGAAGUGUCACCGAUUUUAUUUGGCCAAGAUACUAAUAAUAUUGAGUCAGCUAAAAGUGAUGCAUUUGUGCCUGACCUCUCAUUGUAUCGCCAGCAACAUAGGGUGAAAACAAUUCUGCAAAGAAUACGCUCGCGGAAAAAAGCGCAUCUCGCUCUUGCGGAGCAGCUUGAUUUGCUUAAGAAGCACGAGUUGCCUGUGGUGAACUGUGCAGACGCUCCUUGGGCAUUGCAUAAGGUUCUCUGUGCUUUGGAUUCCUGGUUACUUAUACGAUCUUCAGCUAGUAAGUCGUGCUCUCUGACUCCAAAUAGUGUGGAACAAGUUCCAGAACCUAUGGAAAUCGAUGUGGAUGGAAGAUCUAUUUUGGGAAAGGAAGAUCUUGAAGGUAUACGUGAAGAUGGAGAGCUUCCUUCUUUGGUCACAGCUGCAGCUUCGAUAAACAGUUCCAGUAAUACCCCAUCAAAAGCAUUUAAUCUAGCCCGGUCCAGGCAGUUGGCUUUGAUGACAAAGAACCUAGAUUCUCCAAUUAGCAAAGCAAAGUCACUGAGUUUCAAGAAAUACGAAGAUGAUUUGGAUCUUGUUUUGGAUGAUGAUAGUGAAGUAGAUGAGCCAGCAGGAACAACCGAGGCGCAUGUGGAAGCAUUAUGCCCGGAGAAAGCUGAUGAUUCAUGGGUGGAUUAUGGUGCGAAAGAGUUUGCGCUUGUGUUCUCCAGGAAAACAGAUGGUGGAAUGGUGUGGAAGUUAGAAGCUACGGUCAAAAUUAGCACGGAGUAUCCUCUUCGACCCCCUAUGUUUUCUCUGUCUCUCCAUGCUUCUUCUUCUUCCGGAAAUGACGACAGGACAAAUGAAAGUGACCAUUACAAUGAACUACGAGCUAUGGAAGCAGAGGUGAACCUUCAUAUGUUGAAGAUUGUACCUCUGCAUCAAGAAAAAUAUCUCCUAUCUCAUCAAAUCAGAUGCUUGGCAAUGUUGUUCGACUAUUACAUGGACGACCCAUCUCCAGAUUCCAAAAGAGGAACAUCCACAAGUGUGGUUGAUGUCGGUUUGUGCAAGCCUGUAGACGGUAAGAUUCUUGUGAGAUCAUUUAGAGGCAGAGAUCACCGGAAAAUGAUCUCAUGGAAAGAUAGAGGAUGCGCUUCAGGUUAUCCAUGCUAG
Molecule: messenger RNA, 2469 nt
Organism: Arabis nemorensis
Lineage: Eukaryota; Viridiplantae; Streptophyta; Magnoliopsida; Brassicales; Brassicaceae
Source: the annotation of a GenBank genome assembly